CAAAAAUAAAUAAAAAUCCCAAACUGAUAACGCUAACUUCGUUUAUCAUGCAUAUGGAUUCCUCACAAUUAUGUCGUAAUUUCCUGCAGGAUUUCCCAUACGAAAGCCAUAAUAAAUUCUAUCAUUUUUUGGGCCCAUAACAUAUCGCACUUCUCCUUGAACAAAUAAGUCAACUCUGAAAUUCGCUAAUCCCCAGAUUUGGCAAGAAAAUGAUAACGCAGUAUCUCUUGAUAAUUCCCAAUCCAAACAGAUAUAACUUCACAAACAUUCACUCGAGUCGGAGCAAUUACCCAAAAAAGUCAUUACAUAAUUUUUAUUCCAAAAUUUUCUCCUGCCCUCGAGGCAAAAACAUUCGAAAAAUGUCAGUCCCAAGAUUGCUUCUCCUGGUCGCAUCGUUAUUAAUUAUUUACAAUGAAUGCACAAGUGCACUGAGAAUCCUUGCGAUAUAUCCAUUCCCCGGUAAGAGUCACUCCAUCGGAGCCGAGCAUCUCCUCGAGGAAAUGACACGCAGGGGUCACACCAUCGACGUCGUGUCCCAUUUCCCCCGGAAAAAUCCCAUACCAAAUUAUCGUGACAUCAGCCUCCGAGGAUUACUCCCCAUGUUCGCGAAUAAUGUGACGUACGACAGGAUCAAAGGAUAUAAUUUCAUCCACCCGAGGGAGUUUGUUCAAUUAGCCGGGGUCAGUGUGUGUGAACUGCUCGGCGAGCCGGUUCUUCAGGAGUUAAUGGAGACACCCAAAGGGACUUAUGACGUCAUUCUCGUUCAUUUAUUUGCUGCCCACUGCUACAUCGGAUUCGGCAACAAGUUGAACGCUCCAGUGGUGGGAAUGGUGACAUCGAAAUUCCAGGACUGGUUGUUCGAGCCUUUCGCCAAUCCUCUGAAUCCCUCGUACAUGCCGAGCUUCUUCUCAACGUUCACUCAGCACAUGACGUUCUGGGAGAGGCUGGAGAAUACACUGAUCACGGACAACACUCGUCUUCAAUUCAGGUACUGGUUGGAGACUGAGAGCCUUCAAGUGGAGAAGUAUUUUGGCAGAAAAAUCUCCUCCCUCCAUGAGCUGUACGAUGAUGUCUCCUUAAUUCUCGUUAACCAGCACUUCAGUACAAAUGAAAUCAAGCCUUCGACGCCAGAUAUCAUCGACAUCGGGGGUCUGCAUGUUUAUAAUAAUACCCAGCAGCUGACGCCUGAGCUGCAAGAUUGGUUGGACAGGAGCACCGAGGGCUGUGUGUCGUUUACAUUAGGAUCCAACGUUGUCAUCGAAUCCUUUCCUGAGGAAUUGUUGAAAGUCUUCUAUCAGUCCUUCGAGAGCAUUGCACCAGUACGAGUGCUGAUGAAAGGUGAUCCCAGAGCUCAUCUCAAAGAUCUGCCAACAAAUGUCAUGAUAUUCCCGUGGAUUCCUCAGGUAGCUGUGCUGAAACAUAAGAACGUCAGGGCAUUCAUAACUCACGGCGGCCUCCUGGGAACUCAGGAAGCUAUCGCUCACAGAGUUCCGAUGAUCGGAAUUCCUCUUUUCGGUGAUCAACACACAAAUAUGCGAAACUAUGAAAAACGAGGAAUUGCAGUGGUUCUGGACCUGAAGACCCUCAACAAGGAUUCACUCACUGCUGCCAUUACCACUGUCCUGGAGGAUCCAACGUACAGGGAAAAUAUUGGGAGAAUAUCCGACCUAUUCUGGGACCGUCCGAUGAGUCCCUUGGACACGGCCAUUUACUGGAUGGAAUACGCAGCGAGACGUGGGCCAGUCCUGAAGUCCCCAGCGACUCAGUUGUCCUGGUGGAAGCUCCACUUAUUAGACGUUUACAGCUUCAUCUUAAUAUGUAUUCUCACAACAGUCUACACAAUCACCAGAGUAGUCACACUGCUGUGGAAAUGGGCUAGCGGAAUUAAUUCGAAAAAUGUUUCAAAUGCCAAAAAAAAUAAAUGAUUUAUCAUCUUGUGGGAUUGCACGAGAAUUACUGGAGGAUUAAAGUCAGACGUUGCGCCAAAGAAUGAAGACUCUAUUCAAUUACUGAACUAAUUAUCUUAAUAUAUGAUAGAGCGUACUUCUUCCCUGGAAUUUGACGCAUGUCCAUAUCGCACAUCAUAAUGUCUGCGU
This is a messenger RNA of Diachasmimorpha longicaudata, 2096 nucleotides long. RefSeq names its product UDP-glucosyltransferase 2-like. The record is from RefSeq and is a predicted model, not a curated record. Gene Ontology annotation, molecular function: UDP-glycosyltransferase activity. Bases 210 to 1925 code for a protein of 571 amino acids. The transcript is spliced from 5 exons. Lineage: Eukaryota; Metazoa; Arthropoda; Insecta; Hymenoptera; Braconidae.